Dioscorea cayenensis subsp. rotundata (Guinea yam) is the source of this 2244-nucleotide messenger RNA. RefSeq lists its product as uncharacterized. Bases 1 to 2244 code for a protein of 747 amino acids. The record is from RefSeq and is a predicted model, not a curated record. The transcript has 5 exons. Lineage: Eukaryota; Viridiplantae; Streptophyta; Magnoliopsida; Dioscoreales; Dioscoreaceae. Gene Ontology annotation, molecular function: DNA binding.
AUGGGAUUGAUUGAGGUGGUUCGAGGAGCAGAAAAGACUAUCAUUUCUUCUCCCCUUGGACUAGACACUAUACUACUGAUGGACAUGGUGAAGAGGGUUGAACCUAGCAUGUAUGUUUUUGUUUUUCCUUCUCCAGAUGAGUCUGAGGAUGAGAGUGAUGAGUCCAAGGGUUCCCAACCAGCACCCCCGCCACAUCAGAACCCCAUGGAGACUGAUGCUCACCCAGUAGCUUUUGAGGCCCCUCCGACACAUGAUCUAGAGGCCGGCAAUACACAAUCUUCUAGUUGUUCAAGUGGCAAUGUUCGUUUGAAGACUGAUCCUGCUUGGGACCAUUUUAAUGUGUCUAAUAAUGCACAAGGAAAAAAGAUUUUCUCAUGCCUUUAUUGUGGAUCAAAAUAUCAAGGUGUUGGAAUUAAUAGAAUGAAGUAUCACCUAGCUUGCAUUCGGGGAAUUAUUGCGGCUUGUAAAAAAGUUCCCGAUGAUGUUCGCAAGCAAAUGGCGGGGUUUCUUACUUCAUCAAAACAAAAGGAGAAAGAUUCAUUUGAUGAUGCAUAUGAAGAAGUUGAAGAAGAUGAUGUUCAAGAAUUUAAUCCUCUAAUGAAGUCACAACAAAGGACAACAACAAUAGAAAAAUCUUUGGCAAAACGGAAGGCCAAGGAUUCCAUUGAAAAAUUUAUGGUUCCAAGGACAACCCCAGAGUCUCAACAAGGAAUCAAGAGUGCAUUUGCGAACAAGCAAGCAAUUCAAAAGGCACAUAUGGCUUUUGCACGGUGGUUUUAUGAUUCAUGCAUUCCAUUUAAUGCAUUGAAGUCACCUUAUUUUCAGGUAGCGCAAGAUGUCAUUGCUGGGAUUGGAUAUGGAUAUAAAGGCCCAUCUUAUAAUGCUAUGAGGAUUCAUUUACUAAAGAAUUGUAAAAAGGAAUGUCAGGUGCUUGUUGAUAACUUUAGAAGCAAUUGGGCUAGUUCUGGAUGCACGAUUAUGGGUUAUGGUUGGAGUGAUCAAAGACAAAGAACUUUGAUCAAUUUUUUGGUGUAUUGUCCUAAUGGCAUAUCCUUCAUAAAAUCUGUUGAUGCAUCGGAUAUCGUUAAGGAUGCCACAAAUUUGAUGAAUUUGUUAUCAGAGAUUGUGGAAUGGGUUGGGCCUUCAAAUGUUGUACAUUUGGUGACAGAUAAUGCUAGUAAUUAUGUUGCCGCAGGAAGACUAUUGCAUGAAAAAUAUAAUCACAUUUAUUGGUCUCCUUGUGCUGCACAUUGCCUAAAUUUGAUUUUGAGAGACAUUGAGAAGAUGGAUCAUAUGGUUGACCUUGCCUCACGGGCUUCUAAGGUAACCAUUUUUAUGUACAACCAUAUUUAUUUGUUUAGUUGGUUAAGAAAAAGGUUGGGUUGGAAAGAAAUUGUGCGCCUGGGAGCAACUCGUUUCGCUACCGUUUUUAUCACUCUAAAAAGCAUUUAUGAUCACAAACAUGAUUUGCAAGCUUUGGUGACCGACAAAUACUAUACUUGUCAUAGAUUGACCAAAUCGGCCAUUGGUAAAUUGGAUUGUUCUAUUAUUUUGGACAACAAAUUUUGGGAUGAUUGCUUGUUGAUGGUGAAAAUAGCAGCUCCAAUAAUUAAGCUACUUCGUAUUGUGGAUGCCGAUGAGAAGCCUUCUCUUGGUUAUGUUUAUGAGGGGAUGCUUAGAAUUCGUAAAGGAAUCAUGUCUAUCUUUAGAGACAAGCAAAGGUUGUAUGAUCCUUACAUCAAAAUUGUUGAUGAAAGAUGGGAUAAACAUUUUCGCAACAUUCAUGCGGCCGCCUAUUUUCUCAACCCGGCUUUUUUAUAUGAUGAAAGCACAUUUGUAGAAACUCCAGAAGUAAUGCAAGGCCUACUUGACUUGUUAGAGCAAAGAAGCAUAUGUAGCAAUAGUGAGAAGGUGAUGAAGGAGAUCAAAAUAUAUCGAGAUCGAUUAGGGAGUUUUAGUCGUGAAUCCCCUUUGUCGGCAUCUAAAAAUAUGCAACCAGUGGAAGAUGAAUGUCCUCUCAAACUUGAUUAUGAAGAAAUCAUGGAUGAUAAUGUUUAUGGAGAUGAUGCUAUUCCUAUAUUUGAUGAUCGUCAUGGUCAAGAUGAUGUGGAUAUCCAAGAAGAAGUAAAUUUGCAAGAUUUUGGUGAUGUUGGUGGUGAUGUUGGUGGCCAUGCAAGCUUUGAUCAAAGAUUUGAUGGAAAUGAUGAUAUUAAUUUGAGUUUUGAUCGAAGUUCAUGGACCUAA